Molecule: messenger RNA, 2310 nt
Organism: Silurus meridionalis
Lineage: Eukaryota; Metazoa; Chordata; Actinopteri; Siluriformes; Siluridae
Product: cAMP-dependent protein kinase catalytic subunit PRKX-like
Exons: 9
Coding region: 1-1260 (419 amino acids)
Biological process (GO): protein phosphorylation
Molecular function (GO): ATP binding; protein serine/threonine kinase activity
Source: RefSeq, a predicted model, not a curated record
AUGGUGAAGAAAAAGAUUCUGGUUACUGAGGUUGAGGUUCAGUGUAUUAGCAACGUUCCCGGUGCGCGCUUGACCGCUCCAGUGCCCGAGACGCGCCGCGAACGAACGGAGGCGCGCGCGUGGACCAGGCGAUGGCGGAGGAUAGGGCGCGCCGCACCGGGGUCUCGCGCACCGUGGAGCCACGAUGACGGCGGCGCGAAGCUCGAGCGAAGAGCGCGCGGGGAGGGGGCGGACGCGGACGGAGAGGGGGGCGCGAGAGCGGCCCGGGAGCACGAGCACGAGCACGAGCAGGAGCAGGCCACCGCUGCGCACAUCAGCAUCGGCGUGCUGGAGUCGGUCGCUACCGUCGGUACAGGCACGUUCGGCCGCGUCGUGUUGGUCCAGGAUCGCAAAUCCAAGGGCUAUUUUGCAUUAAAGUCUAUGAAGAUCAUGGAUCUGAUCCGACUGAAACAGCAGCAACAUGUUCACAAUGAGAAGCAGGUCCUCAUGGAGGUCAAUCACCCGUUUAUCGUCAAACUGUUCUGGACAUGGCAUGAUGAACGAUGUCUCUUCAUGCUGAUGGAGUUUGUCCCUGGAGGUGAACUCUUCAGUUACCUGCGCUCUCGCGGGAAGUUCAGUAACGACACGGGCCUGUUCUUUGCGGCGGAAAUCGUCUGUGCGCUGGAGUACCUGCAUUCCAAAGACGUCGUGUACAGGGACCUGAAACCGGAGAACAUCCUCCUGGACCGUGAAGGCCACAUCAAACUCACCGACUUCGGAUUCGCCAAGAAGGUCACGGACAGGACGUGUACAUUAUGCGGAACUCCGGAGUACCUGGCACCCGAGAUAAUCCAGGGCAAAGGUCACGGUCUGGCAGUGGACUGGUGGGCCCUGGGUGUACUUAUUUUUGAAAUGCUGUCUGGGUUUCCACCGUUUUUUGACGACAAUCCUUUCGGUAUUUAUCAGAAGGUUCUCUCUGCCAAGCUGAACCUCCCUCGCCAACUCGACUUCCAUGUAAAAGACCUCAUCAAGAAGCUGCUUGUUGUCGAUAAAGCGAAGAGACUGGGAAGUUUAAGAGGAGGAGCCGAGGAUGUGAAGAGCCACAAAUGGUUUCGAUCUGUAGAUUGGGACAUUGUUCCUCAGAGAAAACUCAAGCCAAUUAUCAUUCCUGAAGUGGCGCAUGAGGGAGAUCCAUCAAAUUUCGAAGCUUAUCCUGAAGAAAAGCGCAAAAAAGAACCUGCUGUUUCCCCGAGGGACUUGGAAAUUUUUAAGAACUUUUGAUUACAAACAAACAUUCACAAUGUUGAUACUUAUUUAUGAGUUUUUUGCAUCUUUUCACUAAGGCAUGUGAUACGAUACGAUACGUCUCGCAGUGUUGAACACAAGCACAAUGUCAUUACUGCUGAAUAUUCCUGAGAUCCAGUGAAGAGAUCCUGAGUUGGAGUCUGCAGAUCCAGUGAAGAGAUCCUGAGUUGGAGUCUGCAGAUCCAGUGAAGAGAUCCUGAGUUAGAGUCUGCAGAUCCAGUGAAGGUUGAACAUUGUGGCAGAUGUGGUCGUCACUCUGAUUCAGGAAAAAGUUUCCACAUCUGGACGAACUCCUCAUUUCCCACCGCAGCGUAUGGAUCGUUCUGGAUCGUUAUUUUGACUUAACGACUUUUCAGAUUAAGUUGAUUUCUUAUUAUUUCAGAACAUAAGCUUGUUAUCGAAACUUAUUUUAACAUAAUAACAUGGAUGUUGAGGAUCUCAGAAUUUAACAUGUACAGGAUAUUAUGUAGAAACGACGUGUGGCAAAAUGACACGUUGACGUUGUUUUUCUCCGACAGUGUCAGUAGUACGCGCAUGUCUGUAGGUUGCUAGGAUCGUUCGUCAUGGUUACAGUUUUGAACACGUGAUCCAUCACGUGAUGUAGGAGCGUAGUCACUCACAGGUAUAGGUGAAGGUAUACGCUAUGAUGAGAUCCUGACGAGACGAAACGAGACGUACGCAUCACUACACGUCUGUUUCCACUCGGUCUUGUUCUAUGGUGUCGUGUGUAAUGUAAUGUAGCUAUAAUCUAUGCACUUCGUUCGAUGUUUUGUUUGUUAUGCAAAUGCACAUAACCUUUAUUGCAAGUUAUUCCACAUGUACCCGACUUUUCUCUGGGAAUGAUUAUGCAAAUGAUGUUAAUGAUCUGGACAGAUCCAUCAGUUUAUCUCCGUCUCCAUGUGAUCGUGUCUCUAGCUGUAGUAUGUUUGUGAUGCUAAUGAAACGUUAUAGCUGCUCUCUGUUUGUUUGAUGGUAUGAGAUGCUUGAAUAUGUAAUAAACUUUUUUUUUGUGAUGAAAUUCACAAU